AUGGCCUCUGGCAACACACAUAUUGGAGAGCCUGCCCUGGAGUUCAAUGGUAUGGUGGAUGGCUCCUUCAAGGAGGUGACGUUUUCAGACUACAAAAUGAAGUAUUUGGUCCUCUUUUUCUACCUGCUGAACUUCACCUUUGUGUUCCCCACAGAGAUCACUGCUUUCAGAAAUUAUGCUGAGGAGUUCCAUAAGCUGAGCUACAAGGUGCUGGGGGUCCCUGUCAACUCUCAGUUCACCCACCUGGCUUGGAUCAACACCACCCUGCAGGAAAGAGUUGGCCCCAUGAACUUCCCCCUGCUGGCCAGUGUAACCAGAAGCUUAUCCCAUGAUUAUGAUGUGCUGAAGGAAGAUGAGAGAAUUACUUAUGGAGGCCUCUUGAUCAUCAAUGGCAAGAGUGUCCUUUGCCAGAUCACCAUCAAAGACUCGAUUGUGAGGUGCUCCAUAGAUGACGCUCUGUGGCUUGGCCAGACCUUUCAGUACACAGAUGAACAUAGGGAAGUCUGUCCUUUUGACCGGAAACCAGGCAGUGACACAAUCAAGCCCAAAGUGGACAAUAGCAAGGAAUAUCUUCUACAACAUACUAAGCUGGCAGCUGAGUGCGCCCCAGAACAGCCCUGCAACAGAAGUCAAGGAAUGGGCUUCACCUCCGGCUUCACCUCCAGCUCCCCCAAGGACCAGCUGGGUGAUAACGGUCAAGGCAGGCUUCCUUCAACCACUGCCUCCCCACCUCACCAGAUGGCUCUGAGAAUCCAGGAAUACAGAUUAGAAAAGCCCUCUGAAGCCGCCACCAUACCCACACUAACACCUUCUCCACAGGUGGGGGCCCUAUUUCAGGGCAAUGUCAUGACCAUCAUGCAGAUCCCCUGGGUACAUCAGACAGCCAGGGACUCAGCUAGCAGGGCCGCUCGGAGAGGAAAAAAAGAACCCCAUACUAAGCGCCUAUGUUUACCCGUGCCUGCUAGACGCUGUCAUGGUUCCACAUGUCAUCUACGGUCUAUUUGGUUUCCAAUGCACCAUGUUUACAUCCUGGAGGGCCAGCCUUCCGGUGGGGCUAUGCAGGCCGCGCGGUGA
Phacochoerus africanus (Common warthog) is the source of this 1074-nucleotide messenger RNA. Its product is annotated as peroxiredoxin-2-like. Gene Ontology annotation, molecular function: thioredoxin peroxidase activity. NCBI's taxonomy places the organism in Eukaryota, Metazoa, Chordata, Mammalia, Artiodactyla, Suidae. The record is from RefSeq and is a predicted model, not a curated record. Gene Ontology annotation, cellular component: cytosol. Gene Ontology annotation, biological process: cellular response to stress; hydrogen peroxide catabolic process; cell redox homeostasis.